AUGAAAGCUACGCUCCGAGACCUGAGCGAUACGAACAACAACAACAACAACAACAACAACAACAACAACAACAACAACAUCAUCAUCAUCAACAAUACCAACAGCAACAAUCAACCCGAGCGAUACGCCCAAGCUGAGAGAUAUUCUGAACCCCCCCAACAAUAUGCCGAACGCGAUCGAUAUGCCGGCUCCCAAGCAUCAGCAUCGGCAUACACCGAGCCUGCGAGAACGCGCCCGCGCGGCGGCUCGAGUUCGUCCGCCUCGUCAUCCACUUCGUCGUCCCUCCUCAACGUUUCGGCCAAGGCUCCAAGGUUCGGCGGUGUCUUUAGCACUUUUUGGAGGGCCCCCUCGGAGCAGCGUGAGCGACGGCGGAGGAAGAAGCAAAAGGCUCGCAUCUUCUUUGCUACGAACUCGUCUUCGUCCUCGGUCAACUCCGACCUGGCCUACGGCCGCGGCUACAUUGAACGCGACAAGAGCCAGGGUCCAACCCCCGCGGCUUCUGCUUAUGCCAGUCCCGCCAUGUAUCGGAAUGAGCCUGCGCCUACUGAGGUCCGUCAGCAACCACCACCGCCGCCUGAGCCGCGGCCCAAGACCGACGAUGAAGAAAUCCUCGAGAUUGGCCGCCAGUUGCAGGACAUCGCCAGGAGGCAGAAUGAAUCCGACAAGCGCGCCGCCGGCAAGUCCCGUGCGUCCCAGCUGGCUGGUGCCGCCGGUAUAGCCGGUGCAGCUGCUGCCUUUGGUCACUUCCGCAAUCACAAAGCGGGCGGCAAGAGUCAAGCGGGACCUUCGUCGAAAGUGCAGGAGUCUUCCUCUGACGACGACUGGGAAUCCGCGUCCGAGGAUGAAUCGUCUACGGAUAGUUCCGACAGCUCAGAUGGCGGCGGCUUGGCUUACGGCUUUGACAAGCCGUCCAAGUCUGCUAGGAUCUCGGCCGAGCCUCCUGAGCAGAUUCAGCCGCCUGGACGGAAGAACACCGUCGUCGACCCGCGUCUCUUCGGCCCUUACAACUCUCUCCGCGGCGCCGUCAAGAGCCCCUGUGGCUUUGGCGAACAGGACGACCCUCGAUCUGCAGGCUCGUUCCGCCGUCAUCACGAGGAAACCGUCGCGCAAGUCCAGUCACCCAAGACCGAGAAGAAGCCAGUGCAGCAGCCGAUGCAGCAUGUGUAUCCCGUGCCAACUUCGGAUCCAGACAAGUUUGACUUUGACCGCGCUUCUGUGACCGCGUCUAGGCAAGACCUCCCACAACAGUCCCGACCCGCCCCUGUUCCCCUGCAGCAACCUAAGCCCAUUGUCCCGGUCUCAUCCAAGGUUUAUGAUGCGGACAGAUAUGUAGAGCCCCGGACUUUCAAGCGCCAGACGCCCACGGGCAGGAGCCCUGGUAGGAUCCCCGUCGAGACAGCCAUUGCCGGUGCUGGGGCCGCGGCCGCGGCCAUUGGCGUGGCCAUGGCUAACCGUAGGGACUCUGCCGAUCACGUUCAACGUCACGACGAGCGCCGGAGUGAGGCCUGGGAGAGGCGAGACCACCCCCGCGAGUCUCGAGACAGCCGUCGACCAGACGAGCGGGUAGAUCAGCCUGUCAAAAUUGAAAUGGAUGACCGUGAACGCCGCGAUCGCAGCGAACGCCGGUCAUAUAGGCAUAGCCCCGUCGAGAUCAUCGACCAACGAGACAAGAACCGUACCGCCCGCGGCGAUGCCCCUCCCGAGCCGACCAAGAAGCCGGAAGCACGUCCAGAUGCCCGUCCAGAUGCCCGUCCAGAGGUGUACCGGCUGCCGAAAGGUGACGAAAUUCGAGUAGAGUAUGACCCGGAGGAAGAUCGACAGCGCCGAGAGAAACCCAAGGAGCCACGUAAAGAUGAGCGUAAGCCGGAAGUCGUCGAAGAACGCCGGGAUGCGAAGCGGGUAGAGAAGCAAACUGACUUACCCCGAGAUCAUCAUGGGGUGGAGCAACCCGAGGUCCCCUUUACACAAGCCCCUAUUGACCCUUUCCAGUUCCAGGUCGCUGACGACGCUUUCCAAACACCGAAAUACGCGACGCCCAAGAACGCCACGCCCAAGAGGCCGCUGACUCCCCAGGUCGUGACUGUUGAUCGCGAGCCUAAUUUCGACGAUUCGCCCCCGAGGAAGCCCGACUACUCGGAUUCACGAAUGAGCCGCAAGGAUUCUUUCGAGCUCGAGCAAAGGUUGGAGCAGUACCAGCAAGGCUUCAGAGACCGCUCGAGAACGCCGGAACCCCGCCGUCGCAGAGACUCGUUCGAAGAGGAGAAGCACGCCGCCAAGGCAAUUUACGACGAGGUCAAGCAUGCCACUGCGCCCGUCGCCGCGGCCGCUCUUGCUUCUGCAAUUGCCGUAGAGGAACAGAGAUCGCGAAAACAUCAUAGUGAACAUGUCACCGAGGAUGGCUCGCGUACCAGCUCCCAGGCUGCCAGAGACGCCGUCCAGGAAGAGGCCGACAGGCAUUACCGGGAGACCGUCCUUGCUCGCAAGAUUGCCGAGGACGAAAUUCGCUCUCGCAGCUCCUCGCCUCAUGACGGGUCCGUUGUAGGCAAGUACGAUGACGACAAGCGACCUGAAGUUGUCACCAUCGUGACACCCCCGGAGAUGGACCAUCCUCACGACAAGAGCCCCUACGACGCGCCAAACGCGGAUGUUCGUAUCGACCACGUCAUAAUACCAGACGAGCUCGCCCGUUUCCGUCUACCGGAAGGCCAGCUUGGUCCUGGGUCCACGCAUGUCUUCCGGUCUCGCGACCCCUCUUGUGAGCGCGAGCGGCCCCUAUUGAAUCUCGUCCUCCCUACACCUAAUAUCACCCCCCGCGCCACACCUGCCCCUGAGCAGCAGAAGGAGGCGAACCGUGAAGCGAGACAAGAGGAAAAGCCGAAGAAGAGCACACGUGAAGUGCCAAAGCCUAGAUCCGUAGAGGUGACUGCAACUCCCGCGGAUAUCGCCCCUGAAGUCGUUCCUGAACCAAAACAAAAGGUUGUCGAGAGACCAACGACACCCACGGCCAAGUCGGUGACCUGGGGCGAGAACGAGACCAAGAGUUUUGAGAUUGAGAGCCCGGAGCCUCCGAAGAGCGUGCCCUCAUCCACUUCUCCCAAGAAGUCGAAGAAGCGCUUCGGUAAGAGCACCCCGUGGGGCGUGAUCGCCGCAGCCAUCGGCGGAGCGGGCGCUGCAGCGGCAGCUACCUCCGAGGUUCACGAUCCUUUCGAGGAGAACAAGACGACGGAAGACAGGGAGAGACACAGCCCACCGCAGUCUCCCAAGUCCCGAGCCGUCGAGCCUUCCUCGGAGCCUGCCGUUUCCCCCAUCCAUUCCAAGGUCACCACCUCGUUUGAGGAUGACUUGCCUCCUGCGCCAGGCCCGAAGCCGUCCAGUCCACAAACCUCUCAGAUGCCCGGGGCGUUUGCGGAUGAUUUGGAGUUCGCGUCCGUCCUCGCUGCUGGCUUGCAAGACACUGGAUUUGACCCCAACAUUGUCAUUGACAACCCUACCUACAUGCGGCGUGAUAGUCCGCCGGGCCAGAAUGAGCCAAUCUACCAGCAGCCUUACGUAGAGACGGUAAAUGACCUGGGAAUCUACGGUCCUGAGAAUAUCGGGCAGCCCACAGCCACCCGCGAGCCAGGCCACGUCAUUAGCGAGGUUCAAGACACCCCUGUGGAGAAGGAUCUGAAAAACGGCCAUGCUGCUUUCGAUACUCUCCCUAGAAAGUAUCGUGAUAAGGGCAAAUCCAAGGAGACUGAAGCCUUGCAUGAAGAGCCUGCUGGCGACGAAUCUGAGCCUGGUAGGAAGCUCAGCAAGAAAGAGAAGCGCAAGCAGAAGGCCGCCAAGAGACAGAGCGUCGAGAGCGCGCCGGAGGAGACAACAAAGGCGGUAACACCGCUGGAUCCUUUCUCACAAACGGCGUCCGAGCACGAUUGGAACGACGACAGGUCUCAGAGCCCCUCAACCGUUGUAUCAACCGUUGUGUCGGUCGGUCCCAAAGUUCGCGACCCUCUUGACGACCCCCUUUGGAAUUCGCCGUCGUUUUCCCACCGGGAUCGUCCUGUUGAAGAGCCAACAUACGAUUCCCGCCGUUAUGUUGACGAGCCAACUUACCAGUCCCGCCGCUCUGAUGAAGUGCCAACGUAUGACUACCGCCGUUCUGCUGACGAGCCAACUUCUCGGCGCCAGUCUGAAGAGCGAAGAUCCCCCCCGACCACCCGAUCCAUGGAUGAUUCUCCUUACGCUGGCACCUCUUUUGACGAACUGCCUUCCAUCCAAGACACAAGAUCCUUUGACGAGUCUUCUUCUCUCUACUCUCAGCCUUCUGAGGCGCCAAGCUCUUACGUACGCUCCCGCGAUGAGCCAUCUUCCCAGGCGCCGGCGUCAUCUGAGACACCCAAAGCAGAUGACGACGCCGCUGCACCGACGAAGUUGAGCAAGAAAGAAAAGAAGAAGAAACGGUCUUCCAGAUCAGACAUUGUUGUGGUACAGGAGGAUGGGAAAGAGCCGCAGGAGAUCAUCGUUGAGGAGCCGCGCAGCUAUCGCGAGGAGCUGCCCGAGCACAACGACACUGCUCCGACAGAACCUCGCGAGAAGGACGACGACCCGUUGGACUCGCCAGUGAAGAAGAAGAAAAAGUCCAAAAAGUCCAAGCAGAGCUCUGACGAGUGGACCGACGUCGAGAAGCAGAUUGAGGACGUCUCUGCCGGCGGGAGAAGCUCGCCCACCAAGCCUGUGGACGACUGGGACGAUCGUCCUGCCAAAUCGCGGCGAGAUCGAUCUAGGAUCGACGACCAAGACACAGGCUCUGUCGUGUCCGAUUCGACACCGCGGCGCAGCAAGUCAGAUCGCCGCUCCAACGGCAGCCGUUACGAAGAAGACGACGCCAAGUCUGUGGCAUCGGACGGGUCCGGCCGUAAGAGACGUAGCCGCGACGACAAGAAGAGUGUCAAGGACGAUGACAAAAAGAGCACCAAGGAAGAAGAGAAGCGCGGCAGCAGCGGGUUCUUUAGCCUGUUUAGACCGGGAAGCGGGAACAAGGACACAUCUGGAAAGGAGGAGAAGUCUUUUUUAGAUAAUGCCGGCACCCUUGGCGCGGGUGCCGGCUUGGCGAGCGCCGUGGCAGCUUUGGGCUCCAUGAUGUCCCGCUCCAACGCCACCGAACCUCAACCGGAAGAGUCUGAACAUUCUCGUUCUUUGGAAAGGACCGCCAGUGCUUCCUCAGACGUGGACAUUCUCGACCCCGAAAUCACACAGCGGACAAUCAGGCCAGCCAUCGACCCGCAAUAUGGCGACCUCCUUCCCCUCCCGCCUAGUCCUAUGCCGCCGAGCACUCCUGGUUCUCCAACGGAAGAGCUCGACGACCUCCCUGCCCUGCCCGACAGCCGGCCAGAAACGCCCCCAGAGGAGCGGAGACGACAGCACGAGAUGAAGACGCAUGUCCGGCGCCGCAGCAACUUGGACACCCCGCACAAGAGCCCAAGCCAAACUGCGGUGCCCUUCAAGCUGCGGCUCGGACAAAGGUCCAGCCCAUCAUCUCCAGGUAAUCUGGGACAUGCAAUCUCUCCCAUGACUUCUCCGACGGCUCCAACGGCCCCGGAGAACGCCCUGUCCCGGCGUCCUUCCAUCAGACCAUUCUCGUGGGAGAGCAGCAAGGAAAUUAAACCGCUCUACCUGCUCGAGCAGGCUCGCCAGGAGCACGCCGCUCAGUCUACGGAGCCACACGUAGACUUUCCGGGGCUGCCACCCAGCGAGCCCUCGUCCCGAGAGUCCCCUGCACCGCAGUUUGCUCUCCGCGAGAACGACGUGGAGUACUUCCGCCAGCUUCAGGCCUCACCUUUCGAGCCUGAUGAGCUCCGUGUCAACAGGGAUGUGUUCCGCUCUCCGGGUGCACGAGACCAGUUCAGCUCGCAGGAGACAACGCCAAAUGCCGAGCAAGCACUGCACCAUACUCGUGCCAUGUACCGCCCUGAGUCCCCUGCUCUACCUGUCGUUCCAGACCUAAACAGACAACUGGAGCUGUCAGGGCGUGACCUGGCUGCGCUACCUGUUGUCCCUGCCAGCCCAGCAAGUACGGUAACUGAGCAUGAAGCUGCAGUGCCUGCCGAGCCGUCUUUGGAGCGCGCAAUAGCAGAUCUACCUCCUCUAUUUGACGAUCCAGAGUCUCAGCCUGGGUUGGCAGAGAAGCCCACAGGCCCUGUUUUCCUCCCUGAAUCGCCCGCACUUCCCGGCAUGCCUGAUGCAGCCAGGCAACUGGAAUCUUUCGAGUAUGGUCCGAUGGACCUGCCAUCUCUUCCCGCUAGUCCUGUGACAGAUCAGGCGCCUUCUUCUGUUAUGCAGUUCCACGACGCGGAAGAUUUCCCUGCUCUUUCCACAAGUCCAUUGGCUGAGGACGCGUACGAAGCGCCGCAUACUGUCCCCAAAUUCCUCCCUGAAUCUCCUGCUCUUCCGCCCGUCACAGAGACCCCUCGAAUCGAUCUCCCAGACCAUUACUUUGAGGCUUUGCCUGUUUUACCUGCUAGCCCCAAGCUGGAGCCUCGAGCUUCGCCCAAGAGCGUCCGCUUUGCCCCCGAAUCUCCUGCGCUUCCUAUCAUCCCAGACAACGCCGAAGGUUUUGGUCUCCCAGCACAUUACCUCGAUGAAUUGCCUGCCCUCCCCAGCAGCCCUGUAGCAGAGUAUCAGCCAAUCGCAAAGGGCGUCAGCUUCGCACCCGAGUCGCCCGCACUUCCCUCGGUUGUAGAUGCUGCACGGCUAGACAUUCCCGAGUACGAUCUUGCAGAGCUGCCCAGCCUUCCCGCCAGUCCGGUCCUGGAACACCGGGACCGCGAUAUUGGCCCUAAGUUUGCACCCGAGUCUCCAGCUCUGCCAGCGUCCCCAGACAAGUUUAGAGAUGUCGUCUUCCCGGUCGACUCAGUAGACCAGUUGCCUGCUCUGCCUGGCAGCCCUAUGCUAGAGCACCAUGAACCUGCUCCUACCAUCAGCUACGCGCCGGAGUCUCCAUCCCUUCCCACGUGGCCAGGCACAGGCUUCCGCUUGCUAGAGCAGCUCGAGACAGACCUGCCUGCUCUUCCUCUCAGCCCUGUUUUAGAGCAGCAGGACCCUCCAGCAACAAUCACCUAUGCUCCAGAGUCCCCUUCUCUCCCCACGAUUCCAGAGACAUUUAGGCAUUUCGACACACCAGCUUACAAUGUGGAUGAGUUGCCUUCCCUUCCCGCCAGCCCUGUGGCAGAGCACGAGGCCGUCAGACAUAUCUAUGCACCCGAAUCCCCGGCUCUCCCCUCAUUUCCUGGCGCGAACUUAUACUCCCCAGAGCAGCAGCUAGAGGAUUUGCCUUCUCUUCCCGGUAGCCCUCUGGCGGAGACUGAGGCCUCGCUGAAGAAGUUCGCCUAUGCGCCUGAAUCCCCUGGUCUUCCCUCAGUUCCUGACGCGAGUUUCUACUUUCCGGAGCAGCAGCUAGAGGAGUUGCCUUCUCUUCCUGGUAGCCCUGUGGCCGAGGACGUGUCGAAGAAAUUCACGUUUGCACCUGAAUCGCCCGCUCUUCCCGCGGUUUCAGGCGCAGGUUUUUACUUCCCUGAGCAGCAGUUAGGAGAGUUGCCUGCCCUCCCUGGAAGUCCUUCAAUGGAGCCUUUUGUUACGGACCGUGAGGAGAUCGCCCCUCCAAGGGUCGUCUACGCACCUGAAUCGCCGGCUCUUCCCUUCGUCCCAGACACGGCUAUCUACUUUCAGGAGCAGCAGCUGGACGAUUUACCUUCCCUUCCCGGAAGCCCUGUAGCGGAGCCCCUUGUGAUGGAGCGUGAGGAGCCUGCCCCUCCUAAGGUUGUUUUCGCACCUGAAUCGCCUGCUCUCCCUUCAGUCCAAGAUGUGGGUUUCCACUUCCCAGAGCAGUCUUUGGAGGAGCUACCUGCUCUACCCAGCAGUCCUACAACGGAGCCAAUUGUAAUGGAUCGUGAAGGGACGAAUGCCCCAAGGAUCACCUUCGCCCCAGAAUCCCCCGCCCUUCCCCCACAAGCCGACUUCUACUUUCCAGAGCAGCCCAUGAAAGACCUACCUGCUCUGCCUCCUAGCCCUGUGGCAGAACCUGAGGAUCAUUCAAGAGGCCCUAUUGCGCUCGAAUCGCCCGCGCUUCCUCAUCUCCCGCACGCAUCUCACCAGCUGUAUGCCUCUGAUCACCAGCUAGAAGAUUUGCCUGCUCUGCCGACCAGCCCUGAGACGUUACCGGCGGUCGGAACACAUCCAGAGCCAGAGCCAGUUGAUGUCACCUCCAAGGACAGAAGUUCGUAUCUCCUGCACAUGACGCCCCCGUCUAUCGUCAAGAAUCUAAUGGAGGGUGACCUUCCAGACACACCGCCGAGCCCCACGCCCACCAGGUCUUUGGAUAGAUCCGAAGCGAUGGCUAAAGUUGAAGAGGAGAGUCUCUCCGAUGCGCAUGACGUCGCUCUUGGCGCCGUUGCAGGCGGUGCGGCAGCCGGGCUUGCUACGACUAUUCUCAGCCAUGGCGACCAGGCCGAGGGCAAAAAGCAGUCUGACCCCGACACCCAAAGCUUGGAAAACUUUGGAAUGUUCGAACCGGCAGGGCCACUUGCUGGAACGAAACUGUCCAAAAAGGCUAAAAAGAAGAGAAAGAGUAAGGCGCUGUCUAUGGACGAGGACGCUGCCCCGACGGAGGCCGCCACUUCUACCGAGCCACCAGCCGAGAAUGCCGCCUUGCCGUCGAAUGAUAAUGCUCCUGUCAGCCCGAUUGACAAGGACCGACGGCAGUCAAUCGAUGCUCCUCGCGAGAUGCCCGCAGAAGAGUCUGCACCUCCUUCUGGUGAGGUUGGCACCGAGGCCCCAGCUGAAGCUCCCUCGACAGAGGCCAUCCCGAGCGAAGCCGCUCCCACUUCGGAAACGCGCGCUGCUGAGGUUCCCGCACGUGAAGAGGCGCUUUCAACGGAGGCUCCAUCGGUUGUGGCCCCUCCCGAUGAGGUCUCCAUGCCCAUAUCCCCUUCAUCUAAGCCACAUGAAGAAGAUCUCCCCUCAUCGACUCACACCAACCUUGAUCCGCCUGCCAGCAGCAAUGUCUUGUCCAACGACAAUACGCCUGUCUCAAUCGCCCCAAGAGAUGGUUUGCCCCCACCGGUCGAAUCCAUCCAGCGUGAGACUCCUUCAGAUGACGUCGUCCGUGGGAUCGAGAGCCUACUAUCAAGCGCCAACGACAAUGUGCGCGUUGAAGACACUCCUGGGGAAACUCAGCCUGAGAUGUCCACUGUUGAGAGCAAGGCGCCCGUUGAUGCUGAGGCCUUGGAGACUGCCCCUGUUCAGCCUUCUACAGCAGACGUUCCCGCCGAAAAGAAGCUGUCCAAGAAAGACAAGAAGAAACUCAAAAAGGCUCAGGCUCGGGCGUUGGAGCUUGAACAUUCUGCGAAGCCUGACGAGGAACGCGACCAGAUCGAGUCUGCCACGGAACCAGUGCCAGAUCAAUUGCCAGAGGACAACUGCACAUCCUCCCUUGCCGAAGACACGCUUCCCGCGCCUGAGACUGAAGCACAUGACUCUAUGGUUGAGGUGGAAGCUGCUGUGGCAGACGCUGAUACUGGUGGUCCAGCCCUUGAGACUGAGCAAGCAUCCCAGCUGCCUGAGCCACAAGCCGCGACUUGGCUUCCCAAAACCGAAACCACCGUUCCCGCUUCUGUGCCACAGACCGACGAACCGGCUCUCUUGCCCGGCACAGACGGUUCAUCCUCAGCGCCGACUUCCGGCGAGAGCAAGGACGCCAAUGAAGCCGAGCAGCCUGUUGCGCCUUCAGUCACCGAGCCUUCAUCUCCCGAGACACAGAAGAGUAAGAAAAAGAAGAAGAAGGCAAAGAAGGCACUCGAUCUGGAUGGUGAAGUCAAGUCAACGUCUGAGGCCAGUGAAACCAUCCCCGUUGCCUCCGAGCCAGUGACGCCAUUCCCGGAGCAGGAAGUGUCGGCCAAGCUGGAUGAGAGCCCCUCCACAUUCGAGCCCACAGCACCAAUUGCCCCGUUGCCCGACUCGGAGUCUCAACUUCAGCACAUUCCUAUCUUGGAACAAGAUGACAACCAGUUGGCGCGGGGAGAUGAUGUGGCAGACUCGUCGGCUCCAAUUGAAGAGGACGUGGAGAAGACAGCCAGCAUCGACGAGCGUACAUUGGAGUCUAAGCCUACCGUUCAAGCGGAAGAGAAGCCUGCCACUCUCGAGAACACUUUGUCUGGUCAUAGCGAGGACGUUCCCACAUUGCAAGACGCGCCUGCUGAUGGUCAGCCUUCCUUGGGGCCACAAGUUUCAAUUUCUGGCUUGGAAGAGAAGUCGGUCAGCUUGGACGACGAUUCGGCUCCACCAAAAAGGGCCCCCGGUGAAGACGAGGCAAAGCUCGGCAACACGGAGGACGACUUGCCACUGCUGCCGACUCUGCCUUCGGACGAUGUCCAGCCUGCGCAGGAACCAACGAGUGCCGUCCGUGAGAUCGCAGAGCCGGCAGAGACAUCGCCCACCCCCCCUCUCAGGGACCAGAACCUGUCUUUGGCGGCUGAGAAUGAACACGUUGAGGCCAAACCUGUCUUUGAACAGGAAACUCCUGUUGCAGACGUCCAUGCGGACCUUGCCGAGAACCCUGAAUUGCCUUCUUCAGAAUCACGUGGAUUGGAUCUGGAGGCUACGCCCACCAGCCCCAUGGAAGCUACUUCAGACAAUGUCUACUCCGGCACACUCGAGGACAGGUUCCCCAAAGUAUCGCAGCCCACAACCAGCGAGGCAGAGACCGCUAAAGUUCCCGCGGCGGAAUCUGGCCCCAAAGAGGAUCUCCUCUCUACUUCUGAGCCUAUUGACAAUGUCCCUUCCACGACCCAUAGCGCAGCUGAGCUUCCCGAGCUUUCCGAGCCUGGGCCAGCGAGCACGCAAAUGCCGUCCGCCGAAUCUGCUCAGCCUGAGCAAUCGGAAAAGAAGAAGAAGAAAAAGAAGAAGAAGAGCAAGGGACCCUCCCUAUCCCAGCUGGACGACAUCCUGUCUAUGGAAAACACACCUGUUCAGACCCCAACGACGGAGACACCUCCUGUCGUUCCUCAAGCUGCUGACACUCCGUUAACAGAGACUCCAGCUGUUGAGACUCCUUUAGUCGAUAAUCCUGUAGUCGAGACUCCAAUCGUUGAGACUCCUACCGGUGAGACUAUCGUUGAGACCCCAGCUGUCGAGACUCGUGACCUCGAGGCUCCUGUAGUUGAUAACUCUGUAGUCGAGACUCCAAUCGUUGAGACUCCUAGGGGUGACACUGCUGUUGCUUUCGACGAAGUAGACACGGCUUCCCAGACUACUCCAGCCCCUGCUGAGGACCCUCCUGUUGAACCCCCUGCUUCCAACACUCCAUUUGGUGAGACUACAGUCGUUGAGACUCCUGUGAUCGAGAACCCCGUAGUUGAGACUCCUAUUGUUGAGACUCCUACAGGCGAGACUACUGUUGAGACCCCGGCUGUCGUCGACAACGCUCCUGUCGAGAUUCCUGCUGAUAUCGAAUUCUCCACCGAGGAGACCAACCUUGUUGUUGAGACUCCAGCUGCCGUCGAGACUCAAAUCAUUGAGACUCCGGCUGCUGUUGAGACUCCGGCCAUGGCUGGUGCGCCCGAGGAAAAGGCGCCAGAUUUCACAGAAGAGCCAGCCCCGGAUACGGUCUCUUCGAUCGAGAAGGGAUCCGACGAAGCUCAGGGCAAUGACCUGGAUGCUGCAAAAGAGCAUCUGGCCGUCACCACAGAGACUCAAGAGCUACCAAGCAGCACGUUGACAGAGUCAGUCGGCCAGGCUGACAAUGUAUCUCCCCUGUCAGAAGAGCCUUCACCAUCUCGCAAGAACGAGGUCUCAGAAUCCGACGCUACUACUAUUAUCCCUCAAGAUGAGUCCAUGGAGCCUGCAGCCAUUCCCGAGCAAGCCACCAUGGCCGAAGAGACGGCGACAAAGGAACCAGACGAACCGGAGACGGCUAUUCGCGAAUCUCAAGAGCCUACAAACGCCGAAAGCAACGAUGAGGCUUUUGCAACGCCGCCGCAACGCCCCAUCACCAUUGAAAUCGAGGAUGACGCGCCUGGAAGCCUUUCGCAAGAGCCCACCCUUCUCGACAGCCAAAUCGACGCGGUCGAUACUAAGCCGCAAGAGCCGUUCAUUGAGAAGGAGCAACCCCGCGAUGUUGAGACGCCAGUCGAACCCGACUCGCCAGUUGAGUCCAAGAAGAGCAAGAAAAAGAAGAAGAAGGCAGCGGCAGCAGCAGCGGCAGCCGCCGCGGCUGCAGCCCUGCAAGCAGCCAUUGAGGACACUCCUGGAGACCAGAAGGACCAGAAGGAGGCAAAGGACGAGACGAUCACGGACAAGGGCACGAGCAUCACACAAGACAAGACGGGAGACACGGAAUCACCGCCGCCUGAGCUCCCGACAAGCGGAGAAUUCGCUACGGACGUCAAGAUUUCAGAGGAGGCGGACGCAGGGCCAGCUGUUACCAAAAAGGGAAAGAAAAAGAAGAAGGGCAAGAAGUCAUCAACCUUGGACCCGGAGCCUGAGAACAGCCCGUCCACAAGUAUCCCCGAAAGCACGGCAGAUGUAGCGAAUACAAUGGACAAGUCCGCUUAUGUUUCCUCUCCGCCGAGAGAGCCUGUCAGUGACGAAGCUCGUUUCCCGCCAGCAGAAAGCUCGACCGAGGCCGAACCUGCUGCAAUUAUGGGCGAGCAAAGACGAAAAUCCGUGACGUGGGCACCUGAACUGGGAUCCGCCGCGAACAAUUCCGAUCUUCCUCUUCAGGAAGCCGGCCACGGCUCGGAAUGGCAACCUGAGGCGGCGACGGCCCCGCCCCCAGCCACCGGAGAGCUACAAACGACGGAGCCAAGCGAACCUGAGGAUCGAUCGGAGGCGGAGAGCCCGCCUCGGGCAAUUGGUGAGGAGAUGCAGGGUUCGGACACGAUGGCUGUCGACGAGACAAGCGAAGGUGUGGCGCAGAAGGAUCUCGACCCAGAAAGCCAAGCUCAAAGGCACCCUGCAAGCGAGACCACCCAGGCGCUGCCCCAACAGCACGAGCACGAACACGCGCACGACAUUGCUGCUGCUGACCCCAUCGACUACUUCCCGUCAUCCUCUGGGCUGCACGCAACAACGCGGGGAGCCACGAGGAGCGACGCUUCAAUUCCCACCGCCCAGCAGGCCUACUUCCCCUCCGCCCACAGAAUGCUGCCCGCAACUGGCUCGUCCAGCAGUGGUGCGGCCAACCGGAAGGGCGGUGAGACACUGGAGGGCGAUGAGCAAGCGGAGCAGGUGGCAAGCAGCGAGGCUGAUGCAACAUCGGACGCCGAACAUGCUGAACAGGCGGGCCGUUCUGGUGCCAUUAGCAAACCAUCUGCGACAGCAGACGCCCAAACGGGAGAGGUUGGCACCAGCGACCCCAGCCUGCAUGCCAUUGUGGAGCCGGACAGUGGGCCAGGGCACGACAAAUCACUGGUCGACACGCAAAACGGGCGGAUGACGGAUGCAGAACCCGUGGGACCGGCCCUCACCGACUCGGCCCUGGAGGCUGGUGGCCCACAAAACACCCCGGUCCAACCCUUGGCCAACCAAGACUCUAACCCGAAGAUCCCCCAGCCUUUGCCCUCCCACGCCGCCUCCAGCAGCACCUCGCCUUUGGACGAGGUACCCAGUCCCCGUCCCCGUCCCCGUCACACUCCCAGCAGUCCCAGUUUGUUGGAGCGUGCCAAAAAUUCUGACGCGGGGAUUAUCGAUCCCGCCGCCGCCGCCGCUGCGUCAGCCGAGUCUCGCCCGGAAGACUUCAAUCUCAACGACUCUCCCUACAUUGGGGAUUCCAGAGAACACAAGGCCGAGGAAGAGCAGCACCCCGUUCCCCGCGCCACCGAUGCUGCACUUCCGGGUCAAACUGCCGCCCCGGAAUCACUUGGUGAAUUCAUCGCCUCGGAGCCGCAAGUAGACUCAUUGUCGGAGACCGUUCCAGGCCCUGAACCCACAGGGAUUGUGAAUGCUGGGAGCACCAUCCAGAGCCCCGACGAGACUGAGACACAGCCCGUGGAGGGAGCUGACGUCUGGUCCGAGCCCGCAACCCCAAGCAACAUGUCCAAAAAGGACAAGAAGAAGGCCAAGAAGGCAAAGGCCGCCGCCGCCGGAGAGCCGGACGAUGUUGAAGACACCCAAGCACUGGAUGUGGAUGACAGCCCCUCAGCUGCUGAACCCGGUGCCUCGGCACCGAUUGAGUCAUCGGCGCAGCCGGAGCCGGCUUCCAUCCCGGACGCUGCCAACGCUCCCGGCGCAGAGGACAUUGCGCUGUGGGCUGGUGAUGACGGAUGGGCGAUCCAACCUAACAGCAAGAAAAGCAAAAAGGACAAGAAGAAGAAGCGCGCCGCAGCUCAGGCAGCUGACGAUGCUGACGCGGUUGUAGCGCAGCCCGAAGAGUCUUCCUCAAAGCCCGAAGAAAUUGUUGCUGAGCAAGCGCCCCCGUCCUCACCAGCACAGGAGGAUGAGAGAUCUCCAAGUCUGGAAGAUGCAGUAAAUGAGCACCAGACUGCCGCUGAGACUUCCGACGCUCCCCUUGAGACCUCUGAGGCUGUUGUCGAAGGCGUGCCCGAAGAUGUUCCCGGCGUGUCCCGUGUUCCUGAUGCCCCGCAUGAUACAAGCGCUGGGGACGAGCAACCGCAAGCACCUCAAGAAGCUGAUGAUGCUGGUUUCGAAGUACCAACAAAGAAGAGCAAAAAGAACAAGAAGAAGAAGCAGCAGCAGCAGAGCUCUGGUGGCGAAGAAGCCCAAGGCAGUCUCCAGGACCCAACACGGCAGGACCACCACCAGCCUGGACAUGGGGAAAGCACAUCCACUCCCGCGCCUGCCCCACCUGUCGACACCUUGCCCGCCGACGCAGAACAUCUCCAACUCUCCAGGGACCCCCAACCCCUUGACGAUACCUUGCCCGAGGAUUCAUCAAAGGCCUCGACCCAGGAAGACACCCUCAUUCUCGACCGCCCAGAAGACGCACCAAACCCAGCGUCCGUCUCUCAACCGCCGCCGGAUGUUGAGGCUGAAGUUCCUCAGGAAGCACAAACAAUGCCUUCGGAUAGCAUUGCCGACACCACUGUUCUGGCAGAAGAUGAGUUCCCCGUCGUGACCAAGAAGUCGAAGAAGGACAAAAAGAAGAAGAAGAAGGGCCCCGAGACCCCAGAUGAGCCGACUGUGACGCCGGCGACGGAGCCAGUCGUCGAACAAACAAGCCCGCCGCAGCAGACUCCAGCGCCAGAGUCACAACCCGCCCCGGCUGAAGUUCCCGCCGUCGACGAGCCUGCCUUUGAGCAAGUCGACUCGUCUGAACAAGCUCGGGUGGUCGAGCCUGAUGCACCAUCCUUCAGCACGCCUAUGCCCGCGGAAGAAGCCCGUCCGUUGGAGGAGGAGGAACCCGUCUCCCCAAAGAAGUCAAAAAAGGACAAGAAGAAAAAAAAGAAGGGUGCUUCCGCCGACAUCCUCGCAGAGCAACCCCUGCCUACGGAGACGGAGACCCCCCCUGCCCCCGAAGCCGCCCUUAUUGGACAACCCGAACAGAUGGUGAUGCCAGAGACUGAAAGUACUCCCCAGCCAACAGAUGUCUUCACUGAAGACGCGACUACUACGACUGACGAACCCCAACCCCUGCAAGAGGAGGUAGCGCGCGAGCAACCCAUGGACACCGCGCCUGAUGACGAAUCAGUCAGACAAGAGAGCUCUAUUCAUGACGCCAUUGUUGAUGAGGCCACCCCACCUGUGAUUGCUGAGCCUUCACAGCACGAAGAUCCCAUGGAUCUGGAUGUUGCUGCAAUGGAAGAGCUGUCCAAGGCAGAUGUUCCCCCCGUCGCCGAGACCGCCCUAGCGGACACUGUUCUUGAUCCCACGCAGACAGCCGAGGCGCCGCAGCCGGUCACCGUCAACGCAGAGGAUGAGUUCCCUAUCCCGGAGAAGAAGUCGAAGAAGGAUAAGAAGAAGGGCAAGAAGGCCCAGGAGGCUCAGGUGGAGCCAGCACUUGAGGCUGAGCCUCCGGUUGAGCAGUCUCUUCGGGAGGAAACAGUGGCCGCCGAGCCCGAGCCUGCGAGUGCCGCUGUGGAGCCAGCCGAAGAGAUUCCAAUUUUGGAGGAGGAGAAGACGCCGGUUCAGGCACCCGAAAUCAUUGAGACAAGCCAGCCAGUGGUUGCCGAGGAUGAGUUCCCGCUGCCAGACAAGAAGGCCAAGAAGUCGAAAAAGAAGAAGGGACAGGCUCUUGAGAUGAUCAAGCCGCAACCCUCACUCGAGGCUGCUGCCGAGUCUGCCGUCAACCCUGUCACUGAGCGCUCUCUUGACAUUCCUUCGGACAAUGUUCCCUCGGCGGAAGACAUCUCCCAGGAGCCACCAACGGACACGCCGGCUGACCUUAAUGAUGUCCAAGAGCCUGCCACCGAGGCCCAAGAUGUUCCGCUUCCUGACGCGGACACGCUCAUGGAAGACGUUGCCCUCGAGGCAGAUAAAGCGCGCAGUGACGAGGCAGACACAUUUGAUAUCAUAGAUAAUGAGCCCUCUUCGCCCAAGCUUUCCAAGAAGGACAAGAAGAAAAAGAAGAAGGCCAAGCUGCAGGAUGAUUCAAAUGUUCUUUCUGAUGCUACGCCGACAGUGGAGGUUCCCGAGGAACCUCUUCCCAGCGUCCAAGAGGCGGCACAGGCUGACAUUACUGCUCCUCCACUCGAGUCCACGCAGCCGCCUCAGGAGACAUCUGCUGAUCUUAUCGAGUCCACACUGCCGUCUGAGGAGGUCCCCGCUGAUCCUGCUUCUAACGCGACAGGCCUCACAGCUCCCGCGACAUUACCAGCCGAGGACUCCAUGGAUGUGAUGCCUUCGCAAUCGGCCGAGACGGAUGUCGUCCACACCCAGGAGUCCACGGCUCCCCAGCCUGAACAAGAGAUUCCCUUGACGCCCAAGAAGUCAAAGAAGGACAAGAAAAAGAAGAAGAAGGGCUUGUCCAUGGACGAUGUCGCUGUUGAACAAGAAACCUCGAGGUCGCUGCCUGUUGCCGACGGCGCAUCCGACGAUCUCCCCGCAGCAGCAAACUCGCCAGCGGCUGAAGCGCCUACCAAUAACCCUGCUGAGGCUUCUAUCCCGGCUCCCAUCGAGCCUGUCGUUGAGAAAGCCGAGUUUCAGGAUGAAAUGGACAUCGAUGUAAAACCACCCACAACUGUCGAGCAGGCACCGCCUACGUCAACGUCGGACGCUCCCGUCAUCGUAACGGAAACUCUGCCCGAGCCGGCCCAGCCGGUGGAAGAGAUCGUUCCGGUUGCCCCGAUUACUGUAGACCAACCGACAACGACAUCAGAGCCAAAGCUUGAAAGCGUCAAUGACGUGCCCUCUGCCAGUCUGGAGGAUGCCAUACGGACCAAGGAAGCCGCCGUCGCCCUGCCAGAAGAUGAGUGGCCCGAGACAUUGCCUGCCAAGAAGUCAAAGAAGGACAAGAAGAAGAAAAAGUCUCAGGCGCAAAACGACCUGAUGGCGUCUGAGGCUGCCACCCCUGCGGGACCGGCGGUGGAAGAGUUUAAGGAAGAAGAGCCGGCCGUCUCCACUAUAGAGGAGGCCAAGAUCCCCGACAUCGCCGCACCCGAUGUUUUCCCAGAUGAGAGAAACCUCUCCGAACCCCUUAACGUCGAUGCCAACAUGGGCCUGGUUCGCGAGAUGGAACGUCCCCAUUCUCCCGCAGACAAGAUCCUGGGAAAGCAGGAGACAACGCCGGCAGAAGAGAAACAGCAAGAUGCCGCGGCUGACGCUGCAUCUUUCGACCCUCUGGCAGCUUGGACAAACGAGUGGUCGAGUGCUCCGACAAAGAAGAGCAAAAAAGACAAGAAAAAGAAAAAGCGGCAGAAUCAAGUACUUGAAGAUGCCAAAGUUGCCACUCCCCAGGAGGACGAUAUCACGUCAUUCAAGCCAGAGAGCGAGCCGUCCACCGCUGCCGAUUCUUUCAAUAACCCCCCUACAAUCGCCGAACCCUUGGAUGCCAUCUCCAACCCCCCUUCACCGGCGCGGGCCCGGACACCAGCUCUUGCGGAGCAAUCCAUUCUUUCAGUCAGGUCUCGAUCUCCUGACCUCAAGGAGCACUCGGUUCUUUCGAGAAGUAUGGACCUCCCAGAAGCCAUACGAUCUUCUCUGGACGUGGUCGACCUCGGCGCAUGGGACGUUCCAGUGACCAAGAAGUCCAAAAAGGGAAAGAAGGGCAAGAAACAGUCGAUUCCGGUUGACGUAGAAUCUCCACAAAACAUCGACCCGACGCCUGCGCCAAACGCCGACCAGAGCCUUGCGCCAGAGGGUGCCGAGAACGUGGGAUACUUUGACAAGGAACCCCUCGAGGAGAACAGGAGUGCGUCCGCGCCGCCUCCUCCCGAGACAGCAAGUACUCUGCUGACCCCAGCGGACACCCCUCGGCCAGGCGAUGCUACAACGCCCUCUCCCAAAUCAUCCACGUCGGCGGAUGUUGACUUGACGCCGGCGCAAGAGACAAGCAGAGUCGUGCACGAAGUGCCCUACGAACAGCCCGACAAGCGGAAGAAACUGAAGACCAGGGAGCAGUCCAACACACUGUUGCCGGAACCAAUCUUUAGCUCCCGCGAUAUCGCAGCUGUGGACCUUGAGGACCACGGCAGCCAGGAAAACAACGCUGCCGAGCAAGUUGGCACGAUUGCAGAUGUUUCGUUGCUUCCGACAUCCGCGCCGGACGCCCCUGAACACCAAGGCCCUUCGGAGCCAAACGUAGACAGGGACGUUCCUGAAGAUCAUGCUACAUCAGCGCCGGACGCCUCUGAACACCAAGGCCACCCGGAACCAAAUGUAGACAAGCAGGUUCCUGAACACCCUUCAGGGACUACAUCUGCUCUCGAUAUUGCCGCUUCAUACCUCGAGCACAAGACUGAUCACGACCCUAUUGAGAUUACCCGGGCCGCGACCCCCGAAAAGCAACACCAAGAUACCGGCUCAUCGAAACUUGGUGUCGCGGCUGGCGCGGCGGCGAUUGCGGCGGCAGCAGCAACCCUCGCCAAGUCUAGCAGCGCCAAGAAGAAGGGAAAGAAGUCCAAAUACGCAGACAAACGCAGCUCGCAGGAGGACGACUUGUUUGACGAUCCAUCACUGUGGGAAGGCGCCGACAAGAAGCACGUUAGUGAGGCUGCAAACGCAGAGGUUGAGAAGUUCUGGGGCGGUGAAGAGCCGCAGAGUGCGUCUGCUCAAGAGGCGCCAGCCGAGCCGGACACUACGAAGGAUGAGGAGCAUUACAAAAGACAAGACACGGCGAUGGAGGAGGAUGAUGUUUUUGCUCCAGACACGAAGCAAAGAGAUGGCCCGCCCAUUCAACGGAACCCAGUCGAAUCUGGCGAAUUGCCGUCACCGAAGGAGAAGGAGGAAUAUUCAAAAGGGAUGCCUAGUCUGACAGCGUCUCUGAAGGAAAAGGCCCUGGACGACAAUGUCGAAAGCCCUGUACUGGGGCGAGAGGAAAAGCCUGAAGAGAUCCCAUCGGCUACUGAAAGGGACACUCGCCAAUCGCUGGAUCCAGAGCCAAGCACGAUGACCAGUGAUCUGGACGAGGCCGUUGAUCGCGGCUUCGAGGCCGAGUCUCGCCGCGAUCUUUUCAGCGUUCUCUCAUCCCGAAGCCCCGAGCCAUUCUACGAGACAGGAGGUUUCCGAAGCCCGGUCCCAAGCAUCCUGCCACCAGUCCAGGAGGAGGCUCACGAAGAAGCUGAACCUCAGCCCAGAUCUCUCCCCAAAACAUCAUCUCGGAGGGCACUACGCACACCAGAGCCCCAUCGUGACAGCGCGCUGAGCUCAGGCUCGUCUCACCCUUUCCGCAAGAGUGGUCUCGACAGCCAAGUCGAGCGAGACAGCGGUGUCAUGCGCGACUGGCAAGAGACAAGUUCGCAAGGGCGCGAGGCUCAGCGCACGCCCGAGCUGUCCAGUCACCGUGAGAGAAGGAGAUCUCGUGAAGCAGAGAGGGCAAAAUCACCAUCGGUCAGAGACCUUAUCCGACGAUCGCCUUUCGCUGAGGACGAGACUCGCGACUAUCCAAUGUCCAAGACGCCUGUUCUGCGCGACCCUGGCAGUCGGCAACUCGAUACCCCAACUCCGGAGCCGCACAAGAUGCGGCGCAUCAGCCCAGAGCUGGAGAGGAAGCGAUCCAAGUACCAAGACCUGGCCUCUGCGGCGCUGGCCGGGGCUGCGAUCAGCAGCACGUCGUCACCGCGCAGCACGCCCCCGCCCGGCAAUCGCAGCGUCUCGGAGCGUGUUGCACGGCUGCAAUCGCCAGCGCCGGUCGAGCCCCCUGUAGCGCGCAGAUCCAUAUCCAAUAGCAGCCUCUCGCGGCACAGGCGGGCCAUGGGCUCACAAACACCGGAGCCACUCAAGUUCCGGCCUGAAAGCCCAGGCAUCAUCUCUCGCCCAGCCACUGCCACCCCUCCUCUCCGCCGCAGGACAGACAGGCGCAUGAGCGGAGACCUGCGAUCUCUCAGCCAACGAAGUCAGCAAGACCUCACCCAGGACCCGACCAGCUCGUCAAACACCCCCGUCGCCAACGAGGGUCGUGUCCGGACCAAGGACAUGGCCGACGUCUUUGAUGGCUUUGGCGAGGGCCGCAUCGGCUCCCCCCGCUCGCCCACUAGACCACACAGCAUGCGUCGCCGUCAGAGCAUGCAAGUCCUCGAGCUCGAGUCUCGCGUCGAACAGCUCCUGGCCGAGAACCGCAUGCUCGCCGAUGCUCGAACCACCGCGGACACCACCACCACCAGCAAUCGCGCUUCGGCUUCAGGCAUCCUAGCCGAACGCGACGCCGAGAUCGACGUCCUCAAGCAGUCGCUCGAGUUCCUACAAAAAGAGGUCGCUCGCUUGACAGAGGUCAACGAGGGCCUCAACAGCGCCAAUGCCCAGCUUGCUGCCCAACACAACGAACGCUACCGUUCAUUGGAGACGCAGCAUGCAGACACGUCGCGACAGCUGGACGAGGUUCGCAACGAACACGGCCGCUUCCAAGAGUCGCUGUCGCAAAAGGAUGCCGAAAUCAGCAAGCUGCGCUCCGAGCUCGACGCUGCCAAGGACAAGAUCCGCCAGAUGCAGCGCCAGAUUCUGGCCGCCAAGGGCGCCGACGCCGACUUUUUGAACGUCAAGGACGUCGACCAUUUCGACCACCGAUGCCAGCAGCUGUGCUCCCACGUUCAGCAAUGGGUCCUCCGGUUUUCCAAGUUUUCCGACAUGCGCGCUUGUCGGUUGACGAAUGAAAUCAAUGAUGAGAAGGUCAUUGACCGACUCGACAACGCCAUCCUCGAUGGCACUGAUGUGGAUGCCUAUCUCGCCGACCGCGUGCGACGCAGAGACGUAUUCAUGUCCAUGACGAUGAACAUGAUUUGGGAGUUUGUGUUCACCCGUUACCUCUUUGGCAUGGACCGCGAACAACGACAGAAGCUCAAGUCGUUGGAGAAGCUCCUCACCGAGGUCGGCCCUCCCCAGGCCGUCCGACAGUGGCGCGCCGUCACCCUGACGCUGCUCUCCAAGCGCCCGAGCUUCAAGCACCAGCGCGACCUCGACACCGAGGCCGUGGUCCAGGCCAUCUUCCAGACGCUGUCCAAGGUCCUCCCUCCCCCGUCCAACCUGGAGGACCAGAUCCAAUCACAGCUGCGCCGCGUGAUGAGAGAGGCCGUCGACCUCUCCAUCGAGAUGCGCACCCAGCGAGCCGAGUACAUGAUGCUCCCGCCGCUGCAGCCCGAAUACGAUGCUGAAGGCGAGCUCGCCGAGACGGUCACGUUCAACGCCGCCCUCAUGAAUGAGCGCAGCGGCGACAAGUCCCUCAACAACGAGUCUCUCGAAGGCCAACACGCCGUCGUCCGCAUCGUCCUGUUCCCUCUCGUCGUCAAGAAGGGAGACGACGCUGGCAACAACGAUGACGAGAUCGUUGUGUGUCCCGCCCAGGUGCUGGUGGCUCGGCCCAAGGGCAAGUCUGUCCGCCUGUUCACGCCCGGCAGCGAGGUUGGCGGGUCGGUGAUUGGCGGCAACGCGGCAGCGACACACAGCGAACUCAGCAUGGGCACUUUCCUGCCCGAACAAGCGUCGAACGUGCGAUCCAACUAA
Messenger RNA from Colletotrichum chrysophilum, 22083 nucleotides. RefSeq lists its product as uncharacterized. NCBI's taxonomy places the organism in Eukaryota, Fungi, Ascomycota, Sordariomycetes, Glomerellales, Glomerellaceae. The record is from RefSeq and is a predicted model, not a curated record. The transcript is spliced from 4 exons. The coding region runs from base 1 to 22083 and encodes 7360 amino acids.